This is a messenger RNA of Juglans regia (Persian walnut), 1162 nucleotides long. Its product is annotated as protein MIZU-KUSSEI 1-like. The transcript has a single exon. Gene Ontology annotation, biological process: hydrotropism. Bases 67 to 804 code for a protein of 245 amino acids. Lineage: Eukaryota; Viridiplantae; Streptophyta; Magnoliopsida; Fagales; Juglandaceae. The record is from RefSeq and is a predicted model, not a curated record.
CCCCCUCUCGUGGCACGUACUCUCCCAUUCCUGUCUAGCUCCGCAAGGUUCUCCAUGCAUGCAUAGAUGGAGGAUCUAAAAACACGUCUCACAUCCAAUGUAGAGUCUCCGGCGGGAUCUUCAGGUACGCAUCCUCCACCGAUGACGCCCCACCACUCGUCCCUCGUCCAACCAUCCCAGAAAAAGAAGCGCAAGACUAAAGCACUCAGAGUCUUUCGCUCCUUCUUCCGAACCUUCCCGAUCAUAUCGCCAACGACAUGCAAGAUGGGAUCGAUCCCGCUCGGAAUACCGGACUCUCAUCGCACCAGCAGCGGCACCCGAGUCACCGGCACCCUGUAUGGAUACCGUAAAGGGCGUGUAAGCCUGUCCAUGCAGGAAACCCCGAGGUGUCUUCCCACGUUGGUGGUUGAGCUAGCCAUGCAGACAAACGUGUUACAAAAGGAGAUGAGCUUGGGGAUGGUCAGGAUUGCUCUUGAAUGCGAGAAGAGAUCUGACAAAAACAAGAGGAGGCUCAUGGACGAGACAUUGUGGACAUUGUAUUGCAAUGGGAAAAAGAGUGGCUAUGGGGUUAAGAGAGAGGCUACGGAGGAGGAUUUGAAUGUAAUGGAGCUCCUCAAGGCCGUGUCAAUGGGUGCCGGUGUUCUGCCCGGGAAUUCUGAGGUCGAAGGGCCGGACGGCGAGCUCGCAUACAUGCGUUCCCAUUUCGAACACGUCGUGGGUUCCAAGGAUUCCGAGACACUGUACAUGUUGAGCCCGGACGGGAACAAUGGACCUGAGCUUAGUAUUUUCUUUGUGAGGAUUUGACCAGUACGUUAACGUUCAAGCUUGAUUGAUGUAAUAUUGUGUAUGAGUUACAGAGAGCUAGCUAGCUAUAUAUACUUGCAGUGAUCAUGAUCAUGAUCAUGCAUGCGUGCCACUUACAAUGAGAAAAGUUGAUGGAUCAGGCCGUAAGAGCAAGGGAGACAAAAAGCUAGGGUUGAUGAAAAUUUGCACACACGUAGGUACGGUAACGUGAACUAAUUAAAAGAUACGAGCUGUGAUCAUGUAUGCCCUCUUAUUGCUUCUCAUCAUGAUGUAUUCAUAUAAAAUAGUUUAUUUUUGUAAAAUAGUUUGUUUUCUUGACUAGUAUUAAUGUGAUCAGUUUAACUCAUGAUAUUGAAAA